GUCGUGAUAGCUUGACGCCGCUACCAGUGUUUGGAUGCACAUCUGCGCAAUCGCGCAUGCGCAUGUGUGAUAGGUGGAGUUAACGAAAACGGCCCGGAAGAGGAGAAAGGCGGAUACAGAAACAUCAAGCGAUGGCUUCUAUUAGGAAAAAGUUGGUCAUCGUUGGAGAUGGCGCAUGUGGGAAGACCUGUCUGCUCAUUGUCUUCAGUAAAGACCAGUUCCCAGAGGUGUAUGUCCCCACUGUAUUUGAAAACUAUGUGGCAGACAUUGAAGUGGAUAGCAAACAGGUCGAACUAGCACUUUGGGAUACAGCGGGUCAGGAAGACUACGACAGACUGAGGCCCCUCUCCUACCCUGACACGGAUGUUAUUCUCAUGUGUUUCUCUGUAGACAGCCCAGACAGUUUAGAGAACAUUCCAGAAAAGUGGACACCAGAAGUUAAACAUUUUUGCCCAAAUGUUCCCAUUAUCCUUGUGGGUAAUAAAAAAGAUCUGCGCAAUGAUGACCACACCAGACGGGAACUUGCAAAAAUGAAACAGGAACCGGUCAGAUAUGAAGCUGGCAAAGACAUGGCAAACCACAUCAGUGCCUAUGGCUACCAGGAGUGCUCUGCCAAAACCAAAGAUGGUGUGAGGGAAGUCUUUGAGAUGGCAACUCGAGCAGCUUUGCAGGCUAAGAAACGUGGCAAGAAAUCCACCUGCCUUUUGCUAUAAGCAGCGGAAGAAUGGGAAGUAACCCAGAUGCAGAGCUCGCAUUAAGAAUUGAUUGUUGGGGAGGGCCCAAAAAUUUCUGAUCACACACUCUGAAAGCUCAGGCAGAUUUGACACAAUUUGACUGUCAUAGAAACAUCGGUCCCUGGCCUGUAUAUAACAUUUAACUUGGGUCUAAUAAGGACUUUUUAAAAGUCAGAUGGACUGAUGGGGAGGGAGGGGUACAGUACAAUAAUUGUGGGGUUCUAAUGUGCCAUGAUAGGAAGAAAGACAAAAAAAGGUCUAGCAGGCCAAAGACUAAGGAGAUAUCUGACAGGUCAAAAAUUGAUAUAGAAAGGGUUUUCAAUUAGGACAACGUCCAAGGGUUUUUAAUUCUACAGUGUCACCUACACAUAGUGCCUUGAGAGCACAAAUGGGCUGAGUAAGAGAGGAAAGCAUUCAGAACUUCGGUGAGGUAGUAGUCCUCAUUUGUAGUGUGGUGUUUUUUACUCUGUUGUUGACCUAUGUCCUGACUCAGGCGCUAUGCAGGGGGAUGCCUAAACCAGAUUGUAUGAGUUUUUCCCCACACAAAUAACUAUACAGUAGUGUAUGAGUGUGCGACCAUUGGGUGCUUUGAUUUCUCCAGUGCGGGUCUGCAUGCAGUGAAUGUGUGUACGUUGGUAUAUUGUCUAUGUACUAUGUGCAUUGAAAGGCAUUCUGUGACACAGACCUAAACCCCUUAUUUCCAUGCCAAAAUUAAUCCUGAAAGCUGGUGAAAGGAAUUUACAGCCUCUGAAGAUAGAUAUUGAAACCUCGACUUUAUGAAAGACCAUAUAAAUAGAUCGAGGUACUUAUUGUCAGGUUAAUCGUCUUCUGACUUUUAGGACCUUUGGUGUGGGUGCACAUAUAAGAUUUGACUUAAUUGGUAAAAAAAAAUCAUGACGUUGUUAAUAAAUUGACACAAUCAAUUUCAAGGACUUAUGUCUCACAAGGCCAUUAACGGACAUUACGGUGUUUACUUUUGACUUGAUCAGAAUCCUUUGAUGAUUGUCGCUAUUUUAUUUUGACUUUCUAAUGUUAAGUAUAAUUUUCUAUGUUUUAACUCUUAAUUAAUCCUGCUAUUAUGUUUAGUUCACCCUCAAUUGUAACCAUAGUGUCAUUUUAUUCAUUGAAGGGUUCAAGCUUGGGGUGCAAAGUUUGAAGGGCACUAUUAUAUACCAGAGGUUUUGUUUCUUUGUCACCGCUCGGAUUUUUUGUUUGUUUCCUCAAAUAAAGCUGGUAUUUGGGUUUUCUGUUUAAA
Messenger RNA from Corythoichthys intestinalis (scribbled pipefish), 1989 nucleotides. Its product is annotated as rho-related GTP-binding protein RhoA-C-like. The transcript is spliced from 5 exons. The record is from RefSeq and is a predicted model, not a curated record. Gene Ontology annotation, molecular function: GTPase activity; protein kinase binding; GTP binding. Gene Ontology annotation, cellular component: cytosol. Gene Ontology annotation, biological process: small GTPase-mediated signal transduction. Lineage: Eukaryota; Metazoa; Chordata; Actinopteri; Syngnathiformes; Syngnathidae. Bases 132 to 713 code for a protein of 193 amino acids.